Molecule: messenger RNA, 2946 nt
Organism: Strigops habroptila (Kakapo)
Lineage: Eukaryota; Metazoa; Chordata; Aves; Psittaciformes; Psittacidae
Gene: C7H4orf33
Product: chromosome 7 C4orf33 homolog
Source: RefSeq, a predicted model, not a curated record
GGCAGCUGACGCGUACCGGAGCGUUGUGGUGGGGAGGCGGGUGUCUGCAGGUGUGAGAAGUGCCCUGUGUAUGAAGAUGGAAUUUACAAUUAAACACACAUGGAAUGGUUUACCUGUGAGCCAUGAGCCAACAACAGUUGGGCUGAAGUCAGACAAUGUGUGACUGCUAAUGGAAGUUAGUGCUCCCUUUCCAGCACCACUUGGAGAGCCGGGGAAAGCUUUUAGGAGACUGUGGGACUAUGAAGUUGUAGAAGCAUUUUUCCUGAAUGACAGAACUGGACAAUAUUUAGAAGUUGAAGUUUGUCGCCAUGGACAGCACUUGUUGCUGCUGCUUUCUGCAAGAGUAUGGGAAGAAGAACUUCAUUUAGAGUUUGAGGUGACCAGAAUGAAAACCAAAUGGGAGGGUAAAGCUCAUCUUCCUUGGAAUCAUUUUCCACCAUUCAGUAACAAGUUCAAUGCAUUUGCAAUUCAUGGCUCAGGAGAAGAAAGAAAAUAUGAAGUGCUUUGUCCUGUACCUCGACAUGAACUACAGGAAGGACGGAAACCAGAUUUUCAUCGCCUGGAAUUUUUUGAAGAUUUGAACCUGAAGGGACUAGUGGGAGAAGAUUUGAAGCAGCCUGAAUCAGAUAUUUGGAAAUCUCUCAAUAAUUAGAUGGAUCGAGGCAUAAAUUUUUAUAGCAUUAAGGUUGGAUGAAGCUGUAUGGAAGCAACUUCUUCAUUCUGAGCAGAGUUUGUAAAUACCAGAUUAGUAAGGCUUUCCUUGACAUCAAAAUCAUUGAUCAGUCUUAAAGUCAACUGUAAAGUAUCUGAAUGUACAUAGUAUGCAACAGCUGUGUUUCAGUUCAUCUAGGUAUGGAGUUUUUCAUAUGUGCCAGAGGUGAAUCUGCUCCUAACAGUGAAGGGGAAAAAGCAUGCUAAAAUUACAGCUGUGGUUUUGUGAGAGCUCUAGCCUGAGACUGCCAGUAUCUGGUUUGGAAUCCUUCAGUUUCCUGGAGUUACUCCAUUUCUGCUGUAUUUUCUUGUUUGUUCGUUGUUCUGUUGAAUAAGUCUUAUGUACCUAAAUUUUUUUUUUUUGAUUGUGAUCAGGAGAAAGAAUGCCUCUUCCGGGAACAGGAAAGAAUAUUGCUAUCAUGGCAUUUGUGGUCCAGUACUUGCAUUGCAAGGUGCUGUGGAGGUAUUACACUACCCUCUCCUAUACCUUCCUGUACAAGUUUGCCCUUACAUGGUGUUGAAGGGGAACUUAAUCUGUGUUAGUUUACUAGCAGACUUCUCUGCUUCAAAUUCAGUGUGGAAUUUCUAGCGAUACUUAUGUACACACAGUAGAUCUACAAAAGUUUAUGUAUUCCAGGAAAAGUUUUUGGGACAAAUAAUGUUUAGUAAAACCUUUCAAUGUACCUAGAAAAGCUCAUUUGUUCCAAGACCUUGUCACGUCACCUUAAGGAUUCAGCUCAGACAUAGGAGAAUUUUGUACGCGUGCCAACUGAUGUUGGAAAUACUCUAGGUGCUUACAUUUUCUACAUACGGGCAUGAUUAUUGUUAACAGUAGUGAAUACUGUAAAAUGGUAACAUCUAAUUGUAAAUUCUCACAAUUUACAAGUGAUAUGUUCCUUUUUUGUCUAGCAUAGUAAAUAAUCCUUGACUGUGGCUGCUAACUUGAUCCUAUAUAAAUGAAGUUAGGAAAUGGGAAACUUGCCCACUAACCAGAUGUUACAGCUGAAAAAUAGGUGACUUUAAAAUCUAACUUCUUUGUUUUAUUUCAGAAUGAAGAUUCAGACCAAGACAGGGUCCUCAGUCUCUUACUAGAAAGAGGACCUCCUGCAUCUUGUUGAAAUGUCAUCAUCACAGGCUAAAAGGUCAUGUUCUCUAGUUUUGUGAGAAGGUUUGUUUUGGGACUCUGGGAGAACACAGCUCAGUUAUAACUGAGUGAGUAUUUUUCAGAAAUUAUACCCUGAAGAUGUGGUGUUGGGUCUCAUCCUUUUGUGUUGCAAUUUCUUCUGAACAAUUUAAAAUCCUAGAAGGGACUGGUGUUCUCAUAGUCUGACAUCCCACUCAAAGCAGGGCUAUUGUUGGAGCUAGAUGAGAUCACUUGGGGCCUUGUUGAGUUUUGAAUAACUCCAGAAAUGGAGAUUCAGAUGCUCUGGGUAGCCUGUUUCAAUACUUACUCUGUUAUGAAAACUUUCCUAAUAACCAUUUCCCAUGCUGCAACGUCUGUCCAUUGCCAUUUGUCCUUUCUCUCUGUAUCUCCAAGAUGAGUGACUUUCUCUAUAAUUACUAAUCAGGUAAGUGAAGAUAAGUUAGCUCCCCAUGGAUUUCUUUAAAUGUUGUCUCAUAAGCGGUUCUAAAAAUCUUCUGUGUAGCUUUAGGCAUCAAAACACCUAUGAAAUUCUGCACAAGACUGUGCUCUCCAAGUAAUAUUACUAAAAGGACUCUCUGUUCUCUUAUGAGCUAUAGUAACAGCUAUAGUCAUGUUUCUGUGCCAUCUCUAAAUUUAGCUCUACCUGUAAGUUUUGUCUGAGAAGAAGAGAUGAUGGGAAUAUACUGCCUUCAUGAAGAACAUCUCUGUGAUUAAUAUCUGAGAGAGCAUGUUACUUCAGAGUUCUUGUUUGGCUUUAGAUUCCUUAUUUGUAGUUUCAGUUUUAUAGAGCUAUUCUUUCAAAUUUAAGGAUAUUGGGCUUUUUUGGAUGCAGACUUUGGCAGUGCAUUUAUACAUCCAAUUGUUUUUGCUCUCUCUUAAUUAGACACUGUAGAUUUCUUGAUAUAAAGUGCCAUCUGUUGAAAAUUAUAAGUAUUGUACAUUCAAUGUUUGGCUUCUUUUCUACCUUCCAUCCACAUACAAUCUUUUAAAGGCUGCCAUCAGUCUGAAAUAUUGAGUAAUCCGAAAAUACUGAUUAAAAACAUCUUCUAGACACUGACAUCUCAAAGGUGCUUUUGAAAUUUUGGUUAAAA